GCCCCGAAUUCCCUUUGGAAGUAUCUUUGAGCUUGCUUGGCCACCAUGAGCAAAGCUCACCCUCCUGAGUUAAAAAAGUUUAUGGACAAGAAGUUGUCAUUGAAAUUAAAUGGUGGCAGACAUGUCCAAGGAAUAUUACGGGGAUUUGAUCCCUUUAUGAAUCUUGUGAUAGAUGAAUGUGUGGAGAUGGCAACUGGUGGGCAACAGAACAAUAUUGGAAUGGUGGCAAUACAAGGAAAUAGCAUCAUCAUGUUAGAAGCCUUGGAACGAGUAUGAAGAAGGCUGUAGUCACCAGAGAAAUCAACUGCUCCCACACGUCCCCUCUCCACAGCACCUGUUUUAAUACAAUAUAAAAAUAGAGUCCAGUCCAUUUUUACAUGGAACUUUUGUUAAAUAAACUUUUGUAUUGGUCAAAAAAAAAAAAAAAAA
This is a messenger RNA of Myotis davidii, 429 nucleotides long. Its product is annotated as small nuclear ribonucleoprotein G. Gene Ontology annotation, molecular function: RNA binding. The transcript has a single exon. NCBI's taxonomy places the organism in Eukaryota, Metazoa, Chordata, Mammalia, Chiroptera, Vespertilionidae. The coding region runs from base 46 to 276 and encodes 76 amino acids. Gene Ontology annotation, biological process: mRNA splicing, via spliceosome; spliceosomal snRNP assembly. Gene Ontology annotation, cellular component: spliceosomal tri-snRNP complex; U1 snRNP; U2-type prespliceosome. The record is from RefSeq and is a predicted model, not a curated record.